Molecule: messenger RNA, 4803 nt
Organism: Coccinella septempunctata (seven-spotted ladybird)
Lineage: Eukaryota; Metazoa; Arthropoda; Insecta; Coleoptera; Coccinellidae
Exons: 24
Coding region: 141-4559 (1472 amino acids)
Biological process (GO): protein dephosphorylation
Molecular function (GO): protein binding; protein tyrosine phosphatase activity
Source: RefSeq, a predicted model, not a curated record
AAAUACCCAGUUAGCAAUGAACACUUCCCAUAUCAUUUUUAUCGCCUAGUGGUCACUCUUUAUCAUCGGCCACAAAGAUUGCAACUAUGUUUCUGUUCCUGAAGACUUGAAUUAAAUCCACUCAAAGGUGUUCUCGAAACAUGACCUGGGUGAAAUUCGUACUGUUCUCAAUACUAUUCACCAGGGAAAUAAUAGCAUUUCUUCACCAGGAAUACAGGGAUGGAUAUACAAAUUGUUCGACGAACGACAGUGAACCAAUCGUCUUCAAGGGUAUAGACUUAAAACAAUUUAGGGAAUCCCAGAAGAGAUUCUAUGAUAUUACAGACGACCAGUAUAUUUGUGAUUUAGGAGAUGAUAGGAAUUGCGAUUCGUGGUGGACACUUGAUGACUGGAAGAGAGUAAGUUCCAUCAGAAAUGGAAUGACCGAAGUUCUGAUGGAUGAAAGAUGGCAAGAAUUGAAAGUGCAACAGCUUGAAGAUAAAUUCCAAAACGGUACUGAAAAAUACACCAAAUUAUUCAGCGCAGAUGAUAAAACUAUCGUGGUUCCGAUUUCUUGGAGUAUCUCGAAGGAUGCCGAAUUUCUAUUUUGUUCGGAAGAGAUAAUUCAAGUGUCACAUUGUGCGAAGAUAAGCUUCUUAAGAGGAAUUCAGUUGCAGAUGACCGGAUUUGUUAAUGGAAAAAUUGAAACCCUAGCGAACGAAACAAACUGGGUAGAUGGAAAAUGGCGAAGUUUCCUCUGGUCCAUAGAAAAAGGAAGAUUUAAAUUCAAACAGUACGUCAACAAUGCCACAAAAUUCGAAAUCAACUACCCAGUACCUUACGAUGUAACCUUGAAACAUCUAUUUGGUCAUUCCACAGGUCCGAAAGAUUUCGUAAAAAUUCACAACUAUAAUUUCCUGCGGACACAAAAAGCCGGGUUCCACCAAAUUGGUAGACCGUUUCACAUGAAACGAGGCAGUGUUUGUAUCACGAUGUACGUCACCAUGUGUAAAACCUGUAAGAUGAUUUUUAUGAUGUCUGAGAAGGAAGUAGCCAAUGUGCAGAUGGCAGAGGAGGGAACUUGGAAGAAUAUUAGAAUCAAUGUAACCGGUUCGAAAAACCGCUAUGAACAACUUUACGUUCUAAACAUUGGCAAUAACUAUGCCAAUAGGGAGAAGAACUAUUGGGCCUUGGACUUCGUGAAAUUAUGUUCAGCUGUGAGGUUCAUAGCAUUACCUGGGUUUUACGCAUGCGAACAUCCUGAGCCGUUUACACAGAAAAAAUGUUGCGAUUCAUUUGAGAGUGGUUUUUCAAAAUUAUGUUCUGGAUCUAGUCCUCAUUGCGUUUUCAUUGAUCGAAGUGUGGAUUUUUUUCGAAUAAUCUCCUUCAACAAUGACACUAUAUCGUUCAUUUAUAAAAACAAUAACGACUCAAAGGAAGUAAGGAAGGAUAAUCCGUCUAUAUCAUUCGCGUGUUCAAAGAAUUAUGUAUUUGGGACAGGAAAAGCAUUCAUCGGGAAGGCAAGAAGUUUACAAAAAUGUACAUUGUGGCCAGACUAUUUUUGUGGCUCCAUCAAUUUAUCUAUGAACGAGAUGGACGAACCACAUCAACCCUUUCUCAUUGACUGCAAAUGUACUUUUUUCAAUAAAUUGUUGCAGGUAGAUGAAAAAAAAAAUUCUCAUUUGCAAUUAUACCUUAGAGACUCGUUUGCGGAAUAUGAAGUUGUAGAUCCUCCUCGUAACUUGGCAGUCAAGUGUAUCGUUGGUAAAAAUGAUAUUUCCAUAAAAUGGUCACAUCCAUUCGUUGGCGAAACAUAUGUAAAAGGAUUUAAAAUAAACAUGAUCCUAUCAGAUCACACCCAGACAAAACUGAAGCAGUAUUCUUCGUAUUACUACAUCAAGAAACCAAAAAAAGAGUAUUGGUUCUCGAUUGAUAAAUACACGUACGAGUCCUGUUCUAACUACUUCAUUCAAGUGAGAACAGUUAGAAACACAGGACUUGGUUUUGCUUCAACACAAACAAUUACCACAGGACCAUUUUUGCCGAGUGUUGAAAUUGAGAAACUGGAACGUUCAGAAAACGUCACUUUUUCUAUUAGAUCUCUGCACAGUACGAAAAAAUGCCAUAAAAGUCACGUGGACUUUGCAAAAUUCAUUAUAAUCUUGGAAUCUAUAGGGGGAAACCAGAGUGCAUCCAAAGAAAUGCGGGGAUUGGAAGAAAUACUGAACAAGAAAUUCAAUGGCACUUAUCGUAUAUUAAAGAAAUACAAAAUGGAGAAUUCCACGGCCAAAUCGAAGUUUGAAAUUUUUCUAGGAGAUCUGGAGGUACUGGAAAUUACAGACUCUGGAUCCAAAUAUGAACUUUUGAAUUAUACAGCGAAUUUUGAGGAAGAAAAUCAUCUGAUUAUACUGGAAGUUGUAACUUACAGAAGAAAUGUAAAACAUUAUGAGCACAUAUUCUAUUUUGGUGGAUCAAAUGGAUCAUCCGACUACAGUAUUAUGAUUUGGAUCAUCGCUAUACCCCCAAUAUUGAUAGGAUUACUAGCGGUAUUUUUCACGUACUGUUGGUGUUAUAUCUGUAGAAAGCGUAAGAGAAAAGUUAUCGAGAGCACAAGAAGACCGAGAACUAUCGAGAAUAUCUAUUUUUUGGGUGAUAGAGUCCAACUCCUGGACAAAAAACUGUCUAUCACAAAACAAGAUGGAGGUUUGGACACAGGUUGUGAAACUCUUGUUCAUCAUCCCCAUUUUACACAUUUCCAGAAGGAACUAGAAGGGAAAAAAAGUGCAAAUUCCGAUUCCAAACCUGUCAGAAUUGCCGACUUCGAAAAAUACUUGAAAAUGGCGAUAUCAAACAAAGAACUGACUACGCAAUUCGAGUCUCUUCCAAAGAACCUUACUAAACCUUGUGAAAUAGGGCAACUGGAAUGCAACAGACCGAAAAAUCGUUUCAAAGAUAUCAUACCAUAUGAUCACACAAGAGUAAAACUCCAAAUGACAAAAAACAGAGAAGGAAGUGAUUAUAUCAAUGCCAGCUUCAUCAUGGGACACAAGAACAAAAAAUCUUACAUCGCUGCGCAAGGUCCAAAAUCUCUUACUAUCAACGAUUUCUGGCGUAUGAUUUGGCAAGAAAACGUGAGGAAUAUAAUAAUGCUAGUCAAUUUGACAGAAGAGGGCGUGAAAAAAGUUGAGAAGUACUGGCCGAAUCCAAAUGAAGAUUUUCAGUUCGGAGAAGUACAUAUCUUCCACGAUUAUUCUGAAAUAUUAGCAGACUACGAAAUACGAGGUUUCAGGCUAGUGUGUGGUGGAAGCGAAAGAAAGGUCUACCAAUAUCACUUUAAAAAUUGGCCAGAUGAUGGUGUUCCAAUUCCUUUUCAAUCUUUAGUAACUUUCAUUAGGAAAACUCUGGAAAUUCACACAAAAUCACCCACACUGGUUCACUGUUGUUCUGGAAUAUCGGCAACUGGUGUAUUCAUCUUAUGUCACAUAUGUUUGGGAAUGGCACAUGAGGAUGGAAUAAUAGACGUUUUCAAAGUUGCUAAACAGCUCAGGGAGCAACGGGUCAACAUGAUUCACAAUUUAACGCAGUAUAAACUGGCCCAUUUAUUGAUUCUCGAAGGUUUGGCAGGAUUGCAAGCCGUCAUUUCAUGUAACGAUGACAUCGAUAAACUUGUUGCAAAAUUGACCGGUCCUGAGGAAUUGAAACUCCAGAUGGUAUAUUUGGAGGAUCUCUCCUGGCAAUACAGGUCACUCUUCGAAGAUUCGCAUUAUGCUGGAUCGUAUAAGGUCUAUAUGGAGAAGAAUAAAGUAGCAGACAUUUUUCCAGAUGCUAUAGGAGCUGUAGAAUUGGAUAAAUAUCCAGAGAAGGAUGAGAGUUCUGGCUACAUCAACGCGGUCAAGGUGGAUGGAUACCAGUUUAGCCAGAGAUACAUUGUCACACAACAACCUAUGCCAAAUACUUUAAACGACUUCUGGAGAAUGGUAGUUCAGCAUGAAGUCAAUGUGAUUAUCUCCUUGAAUGAUAUCAAUUUAAAAGAUAAGAAAUCGUGUACCAUAUGGCCAUGUGAAGAUAAUCCAGUCAUUUCACCAGUGGAUUUCAUCAUAUUGAAACAUCAUUCUACUGUUAAGAACGAAAACUAUGAAGUGAUUGAAAUGCUUGUGAUGGUGCAGGGGAAAAAGAAAAAAUCGAUGAAAGUAACGAUAGCAUCACUCAAAGGAUGGAAAUCGAAAGCUUUGCUACCAGAGAGUCCACAGCAUUUCUUGAAAUUCUGUGGAUUUGUGGAUUCAAUCACCAGACAACUGAAGAACACUGUUGUGACAUGCUACGAUGGUUGCCUUGCAUCAGGAGUAUAUGUAGCAACCUCAUACUUGAUUGAUAUGAUAAAAGUGCAAAAGAGCUUCGAUAUUUGUAACAUCAUCAGGUCGAUAAGAAGAGAUAGAAAACAGUUUAUAACUGGAGAAUUGCUUCUUCAUCAAAACUGUGUCCAAAGCUUGGAACAUGGAUGCAUGGAGGGAAUGGUCAUUGCAGUGAUACGAACGCAUUUUUUGUUUCCACACAUACGAUACUGUCCAGUGCGACACUAAGGCAGUGGCGUUACAUGGAAAAAUGUACAUAUUUCCCAUCUGUAUUCGCAUUAAAAAUUGAUGUCACCACAAUGUCUGAGCCUACCUUCUCAACUGAGACUGGUGACACUAAGCAACUCACUUUCCCCAGUCUUUUUUCUUCUUCUUAGUGUGCCAUCUCCGUCAAUAGUUAGAUAUCCGUUAGUCUUUGGAUAACAACAAAUGUUUAUUUUCCUUUCCAUGUAUUCAUGUUUCGAAGUCCAAA